Messenger RNA from Syngnathoides biaculeatus (alligator pipefish), 7139 nucleotides. RefSeq names its product EMAP like 1 (gene eml1). Gene Ontology annotation, cellular component: mitotic spindle. The coding region runs from base 822 to 3197 and encodes 791 amino acids. NCBI's taxonomy places the organism in Eukaryota, Metazoa, Chordata, Actinopteri, Syngnathiformes, Syngnathidae. The record is from RefSeq and is a predicted model, not a curated record. The transcript is spliced from 24 exons. Gene Ontology annotation, molecular function: microtubule binding. Gene Ontology annotation, biological process: microtubule cytoskeleton organization.
UCUAAACACACGCAUAAGCACGCAGCUACGCAGCAAACGCCUCUACCCACUCAAACGCUCCUAAAGCUGUUUUUCUGCUGGAGAUCAGCGAGAGCCAACAGCUGUUGAGGACAGACGAAAGGAACAGAGUGGAAGAGGAGGAGGUGGAGGAAGAACAACAUCUUUAAGUUCUGCCAGUCUAGUUCAGGCAGUUUUCAGGGUGAGAGCCUUCUUUGGAAUAUUUUUUUAUUUUUAUUAUUAUUCUUUGACAUAAGGUGGAGAAACAAGAAGAAGAAGAAGAAGAAGGGGGAACUGGAGUUCACACAAGUGAAUGGGUUGCCAUGGUUACUCACCCAGGGAGCCUGACCCGUGCAGAGUGAAUGGAGGGAGCGCCAAGUGAAACGAUAAACUAAGCAAAGGGAGUCACAGGAGAAAAAGAGGUUGAGACAAGAGGCGGUGGAUCGUGGAGGAAGUGGAGCAGAGUCUGAGAAUGGAGGACGGCUUUUCCAGCUACAGCAGCUUGUAUGACACCUCGUCGCUGCUGCAGUUCUGCAAUGGUCUGUUUGAGUAAGCCUGUGUGUCAGUGUUGGCCUCCAGGCCAGAGUGACAUCAGAGCGCCAGUUGGACCCGACCAAAAUGCAAUGAUGUCAUCCAAUCCCUUCUCUGCAGCUCCAUGUGUUGUGGAGCAUCCAACCACGCUAAUGUUGAGAGACUAGGUCAGCUAAACUGCAGGAACACAUGCACGCUGCACGUUUUGUCCUCAGGAGGUCGGAGCUCGCUUCUGCCAAGGGAAAAUUAGCCUCAUUACACACUCAGAUGACAGCGCAUCAGCAUCCAGCAGCAUGGAGGUCACCGACCGCAUUGCCUCCCUGGAGCAGAGGGUCCAGAUGCAAGAGGACGAGAUCCAGCUGCUCAAGUCCGCUCUGGCCGACGUGGUCCGCCGGCUGAACGUAUCCGAGGAGCAGCACGCCAUGAGCGCACGUCGAGGGCCCACCAAAGCGCGGCCUAUGAUAGCCACCUUGCCAUUAAGACCCUCAGUCAACAACGGGACUAUACUACCAAAGAAAGGCAGUGGCACGCUCCCCUCUCCGUCUGGAUCUGGAUCCAGGAAGGACACCAGCGCAGCGUCCAGCAGGAGCACGGUGAGGAGAGCCAACUCCAAUGAGCACGUGGGGUCUCUCACGCGGAAAGACUCGGGCGACUCCAAAGGCAACCGAACUCGCGCUGGGUCCACAGGUAGCAAUUCCAGUGGCAAAAGAAGUGACAGCAAGCAGAGGGACCCAGUGUUCAAUGCAGGGAUGCGACGUGUGACACACUGCAAAGAGGAAGGGUAUGUGAAAAUGUAUUUGAAGGGCCGUCCAAUCACCAUGUUCAUGCCCAAAGACCAAGUGGACGGCUACUGUCUGGAGGCCAGAGCCGACCUUCCGGCCAACAAGCUCAAACUGGACUGGGUCUACGGCUACCGCGGUCGAGACUGCCGUUCAAAUCUUUACCUGUUGCCCACCGGGGAAACAGUGUACUUCAUCGCCUCCGUGGUUGUCCUGUUCAACGUGGAUGAGCAGCUGCAGCGACACUACACUGGACACACGGAUGACAUUAAAUGCUUGGCAGUCCACCCUGAUAAAAUCACCAUAGCAACAGGACAGGUAGCCGGCACCUCUUUAGAGGGUAAAUUGGCUCCGCAUAUUCGCGUGUGGGACUCCGUCAGCCUCAACACCCUCCAUGUUCUGGGAGCAGCUUACUUUGAGCGAGCACUCGUCUGCUUGGCUUUUUCCAAGUCGAAUGGAGGAAACACACUAUGCGUUGUUGACGACUCUAAUGACCACGUGUUGUCUGUUUGGGACUGGCAGCGAGAAGACAGACUGGCUGAGGUUAAGACUUCCAACGACACAGUUUUUGCUGCUGACUUUCACCCGACGGACAGCAACAUCAUGGUGACCUGUGGCAAGUCGCAUCUCCAUUUUUGGAGCCUGGAAAAAGGCAUGCUGGUCAAGAAGCAAGGACUUUUUGAGAAACAGGAGAAGCCCAAGUUCGUUUUAUGUGUGACCUUUGCAGAAAAUGGAGAUACCAUUACUGGAGACUCAAGUGGGAACAUCUUGGUGUGGGGAAAAGGCACUAAUCGCAUUAGCCACGUCAUCCACGGAGCUCACGAGGGCAGCAUCUUUGCCCUGUGCAUGCUGAGGAACGGCACUCUGUUGUCCGGAGGCAAAGACUGCCGCCUCAUCUCUUGGGACAGCGGCUACCAGCAAAUCCAAGCAGUGGAGGUGCCUGAUUUGUACGGUCCCAUCCGGACUGUAGCUGAGGGCAGAGGGGAGACCGUUCUCAUCGGAACCACCAAAAACUUUGUUUUGCAAGGCAGCUUGGAUGGAGAGUUCGCUCCCAUUACUCAGGGUCAUACUGAUGAGUUGUGGGGUCUGGCCACGCAUCCCUGUAAGCCCCACUUUCUCACCUGUGGGUAUGACAGGCAAGUCUGUCUGUGGGAUUCCAAUUCACAUCAGCUCAUCUGGAGUAAAAUUAUGGAAGACACCGCCCAGUCAGCAGCCUUCCACCCGUCUGGAGCUGUUGUCGCGAUCGGAAGCCAGACUGGCAGGUGGCUGGUAUUGGACACCGACUCAAAGGAUUUAGUCACAGUGCACACAGAUGGGAAUGAACAGCUUUCUGUUGUGAGCUUUGGCCCAGAUGGCAACUUCUUGGCCAUUGGCUCUCAUGACAGCUACAUCUACGUCUAUGCUGUGGCAGAAAAUGGCAGGAAGUACAAUAGAGUGGGCAAGUGCUCAGGUCACUCCAGUUUCAUCACCCACCUAGACUGGUCAGUAGACUCCCAGUAUCUGGUGUCUAACUCAGGAGAUUAUGAGAUACUAUACUGGAUCCCCUCUGUGUGCAAACAGGUGGUCAGCAUGGAGACCAUUCGAGAUAUCGAAUGGGCCACACACUCGUGCACUCUCGGCUUUCAGGUUUUCGGCAUGUGGUCUGAUGGCUCAGACGGCACCGACAUCAAUGCUGGCAGCAGGUCCAACGAUAAGAGCCUGCUUGCUACCGGCGACGACUUUGGGAAGGUCCACCUCUUCUCCUUCCCCUGUUCUCAGUUCAGGGCUCCCAGCCAUGUUUACGGUGGCCACAGCAGCCACGUGACCAACGUGACCUUCCUGUACAACGACAGCUGCCUGGUGUCGACCGGAGGGAAGGACAUGAGCGUGAUGCAAUGGAGGAUAGUCUGAAUGGCAAGACUCGAAAAUGAACUUCGCUCUGCGGCUUGUCACUCCGAGCAUGAGCAAAACCCGAGUGCACUACGACGGAACCAAGUGAAAUGCCUAAAAAUGUGGAUCUGAACUGAGGUGAAUUAACAAAGGGUUUUCUUUGCGAAUCUGCUUUCAGGUCCAUGAUCGGAUGGACUGGUGAGGUGUGACGUGUUGCUUAGUCUUGUUCCCUUUUUUUUUCUCCUUCUUUCAAUCACACUACAUGUAAAAUCGCUCCAAUUUACUAUCUAGCCCAGUGCAUCCCAACCUUAACUGAGCCACGGCACAUAUUGUACAUUUAAAAAAAAAAAAUAUUACAGCACACCACCAAACAAAAAUGUCAUGGGUGGCAUGGAUAGAGGAGCAAAAAUACAUUAUUUGUAGUAAAUAAUUGUACCAAUGAAGUGAAAUUUUGAUCAGCUCACACUGGCUGGAAAUCACUGCUGUAGUCCACUCACAUGCGAUGAAGAAUCCAAAUUAAAAAAAAAAAAGAACCAAAGGCUCAAAUUUAUGAAACAAUUUCUGAAAUUGUGCAAUUUCCUGACAAAGCUUAAAGACUGAAGUGUUUUGGUUUUUUUGACUGAUAUUAGAUGAAUCAAGCAAACAAUGUAUUGGAAGGAAAACUGUGCAUGGACAUUUUUUUUUAUUAUUAGUUUAUUUUCUAUUGUAUGAAACCACUCAGGACCCCCCCCCAGGCCAAUUACAACCCUUCUCAUGACAACAGCACAUGAAUUACACACGUCCCCUACACAGCUAAAUUCCUUUUAAGUAUCACGAGGCGCUUUUAAUCGUCAGCGGGCCAUCGAUCAAACAAAUGUUAUAUUACGAGCUUUUGUGGGUAAAAUGUCUGUUUGGUUUUUAUACCAAUUCUUCUGAGGAUGUAUUUAUUUUGAAGAUUGCACGGCGGCCUCGAUCAAGCGCUGUUCGGGGGGUGGGGGGGGGGUCUUUUGGGUUCCCCUAACUUAAACACAUCUCGCUAAAUUGCACUUGAUUUAUAUGAAUUUCCAUACUUUAGAUAUUGAACUAUCUAACGACUACAAACAUUAACUGGUGUUGUUUGUGCUUCCAAAUGUCCAAAAAGACCCCUUAUAUCUUGAUUUAAUAUUUUUAUUGCCAACUGAACUACUUUUUUCCCCCACUACAAACGGACAAAAGAGGCUUGUCUAAUUUGAAAUGAAAAUGCCGUAUUUUCCGGACUAUACGUCGGAGUUCAAAUCGCACCAGCCAUAAAAUGGCAUAAAGCAUAUAGCAUAAAUAACAUUCUAGGAAGUUUACCAAAACUAUCCGUGUCGCGCCAAAUGUCCGAUAACUAAAAUCCAAUGAAAUCGUCAUCCUCGGUGUCACUUCUAAACAAGUCCGCCAACUCCAGAGGUCAAUGACGUGCCCCUUCCUCUUCUACAUCGCUUACGUCAGACUCAUCGUCGGUUGCGGUUACAACUAGCCUAUAGAGCUCGUGCACCUACCUCAUAAAAUCACAUGACUUUUGUUUACGUCCCCAUAUUGCCGGUCUAGCAAAGCAUCCUUCAAUGCUAAGUCGGUUGGAGACGACAUGAAAAUAUGUCUUAUAGCACAAUGGCCAGAGUCUUGUCUGAUACCGUUAGGCAUUAAGAAGGUGAAAAUAAACUCAGGUACGGGGAAAAAUUAGAUAAACUCGGCAUAGAGGAUUUUAUGCCGAAGUCUAUGUUUUCGCCGAUAAGAAAUUGGACUGUUAAUUCGCGUCCGUUUGUCUUGGACAACUGGAUAUACACAUGGAUCUGGUGAGUAAGUCGUCGAGAUUUAAGUUUGAAAAGCAUAUAAAAGUCUGGAUGCAUACGAGUACUUUGUUGCUGGAUCUGUUCUCAUCAGGAGUAAAUCUCGCAUAGUGACAGUUUUGAUGGCUCGUGAACGGGGAAGCAUUCGGCCACAUGUUAAGCUUUGCCGGAAUCCAUCGAUCUUUUCAGCUAGUAUUCAAUGCAAAUACCAAUAUUUAAAUAAAUGACCCCUGGUUUUACACAAACUCGCAUUCAUUAACUAUGAUUUGGGGGGAAAAAAAAGAGGACGGAGUCGUCUCCAUGGAACGUACACAGAAGUGAUUGCAGCCACACUUAACCUCCGUUAAACCUCUGACAUUUUUUUAACACGCAUUGUUCUCAAAUGAGCCAAUUUGGCAUUAUAAAUACUUCUUGGUAAUUUGAGAUUGAGAAGAAUAAUUCCUACCUGAAAUGAAGUGAUCGCUACACAGGCGUGUGUAUAUUUUGGUUGGGCACCAUCCAACAUGUUUAAUUGCCGAAAUCCAACGAUCUUUUCUGGUCUUUUCAGCUGGUAUUCCAUAGAAUGAUGUCUUUGAAUAUCUGUCUCAUCUGUUGUGACAACCAACAGCACAACAGGUCUCUAUUGUGUUUAUUCUGCUCCAGUUCCAUGCCCCCCAUACUGUCGAGCAGCUCUUUUUGACCGGCAAUACGGCGCCGUGGAAAUUGUGACGUCACGUGCACGAGCUCUAUUCCAGCCUUUCUGAAUCCCGACAGGAUGGUUUGGGUUGUCACGGAAGCCCAUAUUUGUCGAGCCAUCCGGUGACUUCCCGGAAAGUUGCGUGGCGGAUUCACCCGGAAGCUGUGCUCGCGCAAUGAUGCACACACAGUUUGUCCUUGGGAGGUUGCCGUAGUCCACGGGCUUUGAGUCGAACAGCGAUCGUGUCGGAACAACUACGUAAUUAUUGGAAUGCAUUUGACAAAGGAAAAAAUAUGAGGAGAACCGAAGUUUUCAACAAGAGUGGACUGCCUUUGUGCGUCUAAAUUCACGGAUGGGGAGUACACUAAAGCAUUCGUCCUCGAUGUUGCCAAUAAACAUUUUGCCAACUUCCCAUAAAAAGAAGAUAAUCAAACGAAUAAAAGACAUGCCUUUGUUGGCAAGAACCGUUCACAGUCGCACCACGAUGACGGCAAAUCAGAUUGAAUUACGUUCACGAUAAACGGAUAAAAGUCUCAAUGCCUGCAUGAAGCUUCGUCUAACAACGUAUGACAAGUCGCAUUCAUGGUGAGAAGUACUUUUGUCAUCAUUGGUUAGCAACAUCCUAACAAUGUUAUUUAAAAUAAUCUGCAGAAUAUGAUUUUCUCUUCAAUGGCAUUUUUGUGCAGUCCGUCUCAGUUGUUAUAUGUCGCAGAUACACGGGCCUAGAGCGCCCUCUUACGGUUGUCAGUGUGAAAAUAAUCGACGAUGGAUGGAUGUAAUAAUGUGUUCAUAAUUUCACAUAUAAAUCGCUCUGGAGAAUAAGCCGCACAAAUGGCCAAACUAUGAAAAAAAAACUGCAAUUUAUAGUCCGAAAAAUACGGUAGGUAAAAAAAAAAAGUUUUUUUUUUUUAAUAAAUCCCUCCUGCAGGGAGAAUCCAUAACCUGCUUUUUGUUGGGUUCUUCUCUUCUUCAAUGAACGGUAUCUUUCUAUGGUUGAUGAGACCGCAUCACUGUAACUGGCUGACAUGCUCCUCUCGGUCAAGGCAACAUAUUUCAUUAAAUUUAGAUGUGUUUUUUUUUUAUGUAAUUCUAUAAUAGAUGAAAAGCUGUAUUCAGUCUACUUAGAGAGGGGCUUGACUGAACCUCCCAGGAAGCAGUAAUAUUUUCUUUCCAUCCUGUGAUCUGUCAAUCAUGUGCUGUACUAUACAGGUACAUUUCGCACUCAAAACAUUACUUUGAUCUGGAUUCAAAAGGAUAUCUGUUUAAGAUGCAUGCUGUAAACUGGAAUUUAUCCUCCCACGAUCCACCCGGUCCCACAUUUACCGCUAAACAGUUAACAUUUGUCUGCCAGAUAAAACCAAAUAAAACUCGUAGGAUUCUGUGUCCAAACUGUACGCCUGUGACUUGUGUUUGUUUAAGACAUCACUUAAUGUCUCUAAUUGUAUAUAAAAUUAAUUUUUGCUACUGGCACAGGAUUGGGACUGAGCGCCAGGGCAA